Cordyceps fumosorosea ARSEF 2679 is the source of this 1035-nucleotide messenger RNA. RefSeq lists its product as hypothetical. Lineage: Eukaryota; Fungi; Ascomycota; Sordariomycetes; Hypocreales; Cordycipitaceae. The coding region runs from base 1 to 1035 and encodes 344 amino acids. The record is from RefSeq and is a predicted model, not a curated record. The transcript has 2 exons.
AUGCUAUGGCAGCACCCGACGAACUACACAUAUCAGACCCACCUGGAAUCCGGUAGCGACAAAAAGUGGUCUAAGGCAUUUCCACCCAUCGCGAUCCUUAACGUUCAUACACGCACCCUCGGCCCCAACCACAACAAUGCCAUCGAGGCACGCAUCGACGAUAUCUUGCUCCCAGAGAUGGAGGAUGAUGCCGUGAGAAUCGCACAGCCCGUAUACCCGCCCAACCCCCGCCAGUGGCGUCUCUGCAUGGAAGAAGACGCCAUAAACUGGUUCCAUACCGAGAUCUCGAACCCCGUUCUGGCUCUCUUCACCACCUACCCGAACUUGCUGCAGGCCUCCCACGACAAGCCCAUCGACCUCGAGGUGUCGCACAACGAGACAGUUGACAUAGGCUAUUCCGUGUCUCUGGUGGGCCAGCCGGCAAACCGACGCCACCUUGUCAUCGGCGAGUUCAAGAGGUGCCUCAUUACGGCCGCCCAGUGGCAGGCCGGCAGGCUCACGGGCGCCCAGCGCAACUUCUCGCAGGAGCUUAGAGGCCGAUCCAGGCCACUCACAUGGGUUGCUGAUUUUCCCGAACCCUGCGACAACAGAUAUGCCUACAAAUAUGCCUGCCCUCAGAUCCUGAGCUUUGACGGUGAGACUCUACUCAUGCUCCAGUUCCGCGCCGCGAAAGUUGCCGAUAUCAAGGACGCCAACUGCCCCGUCGACUGCUGGGUCAUCCCCCGUGCCAACGUUGGCGGCACCCCGCUCCGCUACGCCCUCUACCGCUUCCUAGUCCAGGGCUUCCGCCGCUGCCAGGGAUGCACCGCUAACCCAGGCCUGCAGCUCAACGACGUGACCGCGCACCGCCGUUAUUUCUUCAACGGCGUGCCUGUGUGGAAGAUUAACGGCACGGAGACGGACAGGCCGUGGGGGUACCAGCGUCGGCUGCACUGUGACUCUGGUGCGUUUUACUGGGCCGAUAGUUCCGGGAACGCAUUGAUGGACGAUAAUGGCGCCAUUGUGUGGGAUACCUUGGCCUAUUGGAGCGCCUAG